UUUCAUGUCACUGCUGAGUAAAGUUAAUUGAAAGAAAAAAACAUUCUGUUGCCGACAUAUGCCAGGCUUGCUGCAACCUUUGCACAGAGAUCAGGACUGUGGUCAAAAGCUUAAACCUAAUCAGGCAAACAAAAGUCUCUGUUAAAACUUUAACCUAAAAGUCCAAAGUAAAAGAAGAAACAGUGCUGAAAAGAGCAGCAGAGUGGAUUGGGAGAGGGAAAGCAAUGGCAGCACAUAAACCCUGUGCGGAAGUUGAAAACCUAUCUGUGGUAGUCCAUGGAAUUGGGGAUCUUCGUCUGGAAAACCGGACCAUUCCAGAACCUUGUCCAAAUGAAGUUUUGCUUAAGAUGCAUUCUGUUGGAAUAUGUGGCUCAGAUGUCCACUAUUGGCAGCAUGGUCGUAUUGGAGAUUUCAUUGUGAAAAAACCGAUGGUUCUAGGGCAUGAAGCGUCGGGAACAGUGGUCAAAGUAGGAGCCUCUGUAUCUCACCUUAAACCAGGUGACCGAGUUGCUAUAGAGCCUGGGGUUCCUAGAGAAACAGAUGAAUUCUGUAAAAUGGGGAGGUAUAAUUUGUCGCCUACCAUUUUCUUCUGUGCUACACCACCUGAUGAUGGGAAUUUAUGCAGAUAUUAUACACACAAUGCCAACUUUUGCUACAAGCUUCCAGACAAUGUAACAUUCGAGGAAGGUGCACUGAUUGAACCUCUGUCUGUUGGGAUCCAUGCUUGUAGAAGAGCUGGAGUGACUCUUGGAAGCAGAGUUUUUAUCUGUGGUGCAGGGCCUAUUGGGUUGGUUUCUCUUCUAGUGGCGAAGAUGAUGGGAGCAUCUCAAGUUGCAAUAAGUGAUUUAUCUUUACCAAGGUUAGAAAAGGCCAAAGAACUGGGAGCCGAUUUUGUUGUUCAAGUUACCACUGAGCCACCAGAGGUCAUUGCACAGAGGGUUGAGGAAUUGCUUGGAACUAUGCCAGAAAUUACUAUUGAGUGCACUGGAGCAGAAUCCUGUAUCCAAGCAGGAAUCUAUGCAACUCGCUCUGGUGGAACCCUAAUACUCGUUGGCUUGGGUCCUGCAAUGGUUAAUGUUCCUAUUGUAAAUGCGGCUGUGAGGGAAGUCGAUAUCAGGGGCAUAUUCAGAUACUGCAAUACGUGGCCAAUGGCUAUAUCCAUGCUGUCAUCAAAGAGAGUCAAUGUCGCCCCAUUGGUCACUCACCGGUUUCCCUUAGAAAAGGCUGUUGAGGCAUUUGAAACCACAAAGAAUGGGAUGGGAGUGAAGGUAAUGCUAAAGUGUGACAAGAAUGACCAGAACCCAUGAGGGCAAAGUGGCUGUUUCUUAAAAAAUUAAAUACACUCAUUCUUUGCAGAAAAAAAGUAAAUAAAACUUAAUACAGUUAUUAAA
Xenopus laevis (African clawed frog) is the source of this 1391-nucleotide messenger RNA. RefSeq names its product sorbitol dehydrogenase S homeolog (gene sord.S). Gene Ontology annotation, molecular function: zinc ion binding; oxidoreductase activity; L-iditol 2-dehydrogenase (NAD+) activity. Gene Ontology annotation, biological process: D-sorbitol catabolic process. Lineage: Eukaryota; Metazoa; Chordata; Amphibia; Anura; Pipidae. The transcript is spliced from 10 exons. The record is from RefSeq and is a predicted model, not a curated record. Bases 225 to 1307 code for a protein of 360 amino acids.